AUGGCCGACAGCAGCAGCGCGCAAUCAACUCCCGUCGAGUCAUCGGCAUCGACGACACCGGCGCCGCCCAAUGCCAAUGCGCCCGCCCAGCAAAAGCAGCAAAAGCAGCAAAACAACAAGAAGCAAAACAGACCUCCUCAUCCUAAUGCCAUUGCCGCCGCCGCCAAUGCGAAACCGAAGCCGGUCAAGAAGGAGUCCGGGCCCGGCGAAGAGAAGGAGCUGAGCGAUUCCUGGGCUUGGUUUCGCCGUGAAGAAGCAACCUGGAAUUACCGCUUCAUUGGCGAGGGCUUUGAGCGCCUAGCUGAGACGAUGGAGAAAGUCAAUGGUGGUGCGGUAGUUGUGGACGGGUUGGUGACGGACCAGAAGGUGGGGGAGGAGGGUGUUGAAGAGCCGAAGGAACUCAAGGGGGUCGUGAGGAGCGAGGUCAUCGACGGCGUAAUCGGCUUUUCGCAGGGUGGCGCAAUGGCAGCUAUGCUCACCGCCGCCAUGGAGCACUUAUCCCCGGGUCAUCCACGCCCGGUGUUAACGGCUGAGCAUGAAGCCUGGGCUAGGCAGAUAAGGGAUGCGAACAAGGGGCAACCGCUCAAGUUCUGUGUGUCAUACAGUGGCUUUUUCGCACUGCCGCCUGAGCUUGGAUGGCUGUGGGAGCCGAAGGUCAAGACGCCGACGAUGCAUUUCUUGGGAAGUCUGGAUACGGUUGUUGAGGAGAGUAGGAGUAGGAGGCUGGUGGAGGCUUGUGAGGAUGCGGUUGUUGUGGUGCAUCCGGGCGGUCAUUAUGUCCCGGUUAGUAAGGAGUGGGUGGCGCCGCUGGUGGGGUUUAUUAGGGGGUGUUUGGAGAGGUAUAAGAAGGAGGAGGAGGAGGGGAAGAAGGGGGAGGAGGAGAAGAAUUUGUGA
Messenger RNA from Sordaria macrospora k-hell, 894 nucleotides. The record is from RefSeq and is a predicted model, not a curated record. Lineage: Eukaryota; Fungi; Ascomycota; Sordariomycetes; Sordariales; Sordariaceae.